UUUCUGCUCUCAAUCGCGUUUGCAAGAAACAGUCUUGACCAUUCUCUUUAUCUGCAGGUUUUCUCAAUGAACCUUUCUGCUCCAUUUAUCUGUGAAUUUUUCAAGGAUGCUCAGGAGAAAGUUUUGCCGUAUAUGGACUUUGUUUUUGGAAAUGAGACGGAAGCUAGAACCUUUUCAAAAGUCCAUGGCUGGGAGACUGAUGAUGUCGAGCAAAUAGCUCUAAAGAUCGCCCAGUGGCCCAAAGCAUCAGGAACACACAAGAGGAUUACUGUUAUUACUCAAGGUGCAGAUCCCGUAGUUGUUGCUGAGGAUGGGAAAGUGAAAAAGUUCCCAGUCAUAAGGUUGCCCAAAGAAAAACUGGUUGAUACCAACGGAGCAGGGGAUGCGUUUGUUGGAGGUUUUCUAUCUCAGUUAGUUCUAGAGAAACCAAUCGAAGACUGUGUGAAAGCGGGAAACUAUGCCGCGAAUGUUGUCAUCCAAAGGUCUGGCUGCACCUACCCAGAGAAGCCUGAUUUCAAUUAAGCCAUUCCUUUUGUGUCUGUCUCUACUUCCUAUGUGUUAUUUAAAAUUUUGAUUGUUUUGAAGUCUAUUGCUAGUAUUCUAUCUUUGUAUUUGCUUAUUAAUUAUUAUAGUCAUUUGGAUGAAUGAUGCAUCCGGAAAUUUCCCACUAAACCUAGUUAUUUGGUAUGGGAUUUUUAACCCCCAACCCUUUCUUUUAACAA
Messenger RNA from Prunus avium (sweet cherry), 722 nucleotides. The record is from RefSeq and is a predicted model, not a curated record. NCBI's taxonomy places the organism in Eukaryota, Viridiplantae, Streptophyta, Magnoliopsida, Rosales, Rosaceae.